Molecule: messenger RNA, 2168 nt
Organism: Oncorhynchus tshawytscha (Chinook salmon)
Lineage: Eukaryota; Metazoa; Chordata; Actinopteri; Salmoniformes; Salmonidae
Product: SLAM family member 5
Exons: 6
Coding region: 112-1086 (324 amino acids)
Source: RefSeq, a predicted model, not a curated record
AGAGGGCUGCUGGUCUCAUUGAGUCUAUUCUCUCCUCUGUACCUGGACAAGAUCACAUCUUUCCGGUUCUUCACAGUGCGCACCACUGAACAGCUGGAGCUUUAGAGAGGAAUGAACCAUUUGUUCAGAUGGAGAAGGCUUGCCAGACUGAUGUUCAUGCUGCAAUAUUUUGUCAUUAAUGUUCUCUGUGCUUCCCAGCAAACAGUCCAGUCUGAGAUUCAGCAGGUGAAAGGCAUCGUGGGACAGUCUUUCUCUUUUCAAGAGAGGGUGAUCAAGUCUGGCAAUUUACUUUAUGGAGAACUUGGCAGUAUUGCAAAUGUGUACCCUGGUAAACGAAGCAAAAUCACCCUUGAGAAGAGAUUUGAAAACCGCCUCCGCUUGAACAAUGUUACAAGAUACUUCACUCUGUCAGCCCUUCAGAUUGACGAUGCUGGGGUUUAUACUGUGGAGAAUACAGAUGAAGGGAAAAAAAUAAAAACAUUUGAGCUCACUGUAUACAAUGUUGUUUCCAAACCUCAGGUGACAGAGUGUAACAGCAGCUCCUGUAGUGUGGUGUGUUCUGUGGACAAUGAAAAAGAGGUGACCUUGACCUUGUACAGGGGAGAGGAAAUACUAAACCAAACCAGCAGUCCUGACCUCACCACCGAUCUCUCUCUCCGUUUGGAGGUAGAGGGAAAGAACUACAACUCCGCCUACAGCUGUGUGGCUUCCAACCCUGUCAGCAAUGAGACAGUUCUUGUCCCAAAAUGUUGCAGUGAAGAUGGUCGUGCUAAUGAUGCAGACAGUGAUGGGAUGACUCUGGGUAUGGUUAUUGCUGUAAUCUGCGUUUUGGUUGCCUCUGGGCUGGUUGGACUUGCAAUCUAUCUAAAGAAGAGUAGAAAUGAACACUCACAAGAUUCAGCUGGAAGAGUGCAGGUUGACAUUGAGUAUACAGAGAUAACUCCUAAAAAACGAACAGAUAACCAGGAGGAGCGAACAGAUAUACCAGAAUUGGAGUGGCGUAGAGACAACCCUAAGCUGACAUCAGUUUAUGAUACACUCCUGUUACAUCGCAUGGCUGCCAGCGGGGAUGUUGACACAGCAUGAAAGAGACAAAUGUGAAGUCAAUAGGAUAACUCACAUCAUGUAGGGGACAGUAUAUCAUGAAGAGGACAUUGAAACAAAACUAAAGUAAAAAAUGAUUCACCCAGAAAACCUUUUAGAGGCACAGUUGUUAUGGGAGAAAAAUCCCCUGGAACUGUUGUUCUGAUAUUAGAAUUUCAGGCUUCCUUUGUAGGUCAUUCUCACAAACCUGUCAAAUAGAGACCUCGAUGACAUUCACUGAUAAGGACCAAUUCAAUAGCUAUCCAUUGAGUUAGUAGCAGGAUAUCCUUCUUUUCAAGUGCCUUUUUCCCCAAAUCUCAAUGUAUAGGUUAAAACAAAUGAAACAUAUCUUUGAAUACAAUUCACUAGUGUGUUUGCUAUGCUACUGCUGGACCAACGCUUAUUUUCAGUAUGGUCUGUUCUGUUGAUUAAAAUGUAGGUGCCUCCCCUGUAUCUUUUUAUAGCUGGUCAUUGUUUAGCUUGCCAGUGGAUAGCAGCUGUGUACAUCAUAUAAAAAGAGCAGGCGUUUGAGAUAAAGCCACCUACUCCUUAGAAGCUAAGGCUGUUAGGCUGCUUUAGAAACAAAAGGUCCAUAGAUAAAAUGUUUUCUUUUCACCGUGUAUGUUGUAUUGAAAUAUUUCUGAGGGAUAGAUCUUGAUUUAAUUAAAUUGUAGCUCUUAAUUAGCUUGUUUAGUUUAUUAUGAUGGACCAUUUAUUGGUUGUCCUUAUCUAUGAAGCACAUCCUUCCUUAAGAAUACAAUAACUCCCUCCUGCAGACUCUGUAGACUCUCCUUCUAUCAGAGCAUGUUGUGCUCCACCUACAUUAUUGCAGCCUUUGUAUAUAUCUGUGCGAGCACAGGUUACUGUGACCCGAAAAUACCAAAUCUGUUGAUACCAUAGUGAGUUGUUGCACUGUAGGCAUUGUUAUACUUCUCUAUUUCAGAGUAGUUACUGAGACUGAAUAUGAAUAUGUAAUUCACGUUUCACUAUUUUAAAAUAAUCUCUUCACUUAUUCAAACUGAUGAAAAUAAACAUGUUGUACUGAGCUUCAAUAUAUUAAAUCAAAAACUUACCAAUACAUUUCA